Messenger RNA from Lachancea lanzarotensis, 3780 nucleotides. RefSeq names its product LALA0S03e08790g1_1 (gene HAP1). Gene Ontology annotation, biological process: regulation of transcription by RNA polymerase II; DNA-templated transcription. Gene Ontology annotation, molecular function: zinc ion binding; RNA polymerase II cis-regulatory region sequence-specific DNA binding; DNA-binding transcription activator activity, RNA polymerase II-specific. Lineage: Eukaryota; Fungi; Ascomycota; Saccharomycetes; Saccharomycetales; Saccharomycetaceae. The record is from RefSeq and is a predicted model, not a curated record. Bases 1 to 3780 code for a protein of 1259 amino acids. The transcript has a single exon. Gene Ontology annotation, cellular component: nucleus.
AUGGCAGAAGUUAACAAGAGAAAUCGCAAUAGAGUACCGCUGAGCUGUACCAUAUGCAGAAAACGGAAGGUAAAAUGCGACAAAAGUAGGCCACAUUGCACACAAUGCGUCAAGACAGGUGUGGCACAUCUGUGUCAUUACAUGGAGCAGACAUGGGCUGAGGAAGCCGAAAAAGAGCUGUCUAAAGAGGCAGAGCUCAAGCAACUGCGAGAAAGGAUCAAGGCUCUUGAGAAAAUGCUUUCCAAAAUGCACGCUGCUCCCGGCCAAACACCCGAAAGUACAACAGCAGCCGUUGAAGAGAUAACAGCACCACAAGAACCGCUACAAAUUUUCAGUCAGGAGCCGAAGCUUGUUGACGGCACCAAGUACGACGGCGAUGAGCUAGACCUAACAAGACAGUUCGAUAUGCUACAUCUGAAAAAUAGCGGUACGGUUCAUCUGGGAGCUACGCAUUGGCUGGCAAUUAUGAAAGGAGACCCCUAUCUCAAGCUUUUGUGGGGACAUAUUUUCAUGAUGCGCGAGAAAAUGUCCGAAUGGGUCUCGAAUAGAAAAAAUGGCAAAAAUGUGGGCCCUAAAGCGAAUGGCGGUGCCUCUAACGUUAAGGGCAGAUGCCCUGUUGUACACCAACGUCCAUCUUCGAGCUGUCCCGUGACUGGCAUGUCUGUUUCUGCACUUCGUCAAGAAAGUAAGUGUCCGGUGAAUCAUCAAACCUUUUUGGCGUCAGCCCAGAAAGAUAAGAUGAAAGACUCCAGUGAAAGUACUGCGUUGACCGCAAGUACUCGUGGUCCCGAAUCAGCUAUAAACAGUGUUCCUACCGCUCACGUCCCGAUGACAGGUUGUCCAGUAGCCCACAAGUCUAUGCAAGCAAAACGACUGACAAAGCCUGAUUCUCCGGCUUCAAUUCACCAGCCAAUUACGUUGCCCUCAUUUGACAAGCUAGCAUCGAAAUGUCCAGUGAUUCACGACAAUUCUCCGCCUCCACCUGCUGGACUAGGUUUAAACCCUGACAAUAAGACCCAGGAGCAAGCAAUCACAGAGAUAUGUAAGCUGCUGCCGCCGAAGAGGGUCGUUGCAUCGAUGCUUGACAAAUUUUUCAAGCAUAUAUACCCUGUCAUCCCUAUCUUAGACGAGCGGAGCUUUAAGCAUCAAACAAAUCAGAUCAUACAGGUAAAAGACGAAAACAUCACCUUGCAGUUGACCAAGCCUUCUGACUGUUGCAGUCUUGGCAUUUUGAUAAUUAUACUCAGACUGACAUGGCUAUCGUUACCGCAAAAUGCGUGUGACGUCAAUCUCGGUUCACACUCUGGCGCUCUGUUUGUACCGAAGGUAUCAACAUCGACCGUAGCGCAAUCAAGGGAAGAGGAGUUCCUAAUGAGGUUUGAAACUCCUGCAGAAGCGAUUCGAUUAGUACGAAAGUACCUAAUCCGGCUCGAUGAACUUACGAGUUUUUCUAAUAGCAACGUCAAUUUGACCACUGUGCAGUUUGCCAUUUUCUACAAGCUUUAUUUGAUGUGCUGCACCGAGAAAACUGUCGACACUCAACUGAAUACCUUCACUUCCACUAGUCAAGAUAACGAAGCUCACCAGAUGCUCUUGUCGAGCAUAGUUCAGAUGGCCUUUAGCUGUGGGCUCCAUAGAGAUCCGGACAACUUUCCCCAGCUCGCUGCGCCCACGAGUGGAAAGCUCAACAAAGAGGCUGUCUUCAAUGCAGAGAGACUCAAACAUACGUGGCGUAAGACCUGGUAUGUGAUAGUGUCUCUAGACGUUCACCAAUCGAUGUCUCUGGGUUCUCCACGUUUGUUGCGUAAUUUAAGAGACUUCAGCGAUACGAAGCUCCCAUGUUCUUCCAAGAUAGAUUACGUCCGCGACAUCAAAGAGCUUGUCGUUGUUAAGAAUUACACUCUAUUCUUUCAAAUUGACUUGUGCAUAUCAGCCGUGCUGAACCACAUUUUGAAUGUUUCUAUGGCAAAGACGGUAAGAAAGUUCGAAUUGGACUCCCUGAUCGAAAUAUUGAAAGGUGUGUGCUUUGGGGAUGGGAAUGUCACCGAAGCCUUGACUAAGCUUGUCAAUAAGGGUCUUUUGUUUACCACAGAGGGCAGUGUUGAUCAAUCGUCGGACGAGUUUUAUCCUCUCCCUCCAUUGGAGGAGUUGCUGUCACCAGUUCCUUCGUCCGAAUCUGAUAAGGAUAAAAAGGGAACUUUCCCACAUGAGAGGACAACACGCGCCUUAUUUUUUUCAAAGCAUAUCGUUUUACGGAUGCUUCUUUAUCUGCUCAAUUACAUCCUGUUCACCUACUAUGAGCCCAAGGUAGCCGCAGAUCCUGGGACACGACCUUUAGCGAAGCUGUACGCUCAGGAAGCUCUCAACUAUGCGAUGGAUGGGUUCAGGAAUUGUCUUCUCUUUUUCACAAAUGUAAAUGCUGGAGAGAAUGGGAGUGGAUCGAUUUUCAACCAUAUGGAGGUCGUGUUGGCUCCGCACUGCUUAGAUGUCGGUCAUAGAGCUCUUCAGUUCAUGGUUUGCUUAAUUCUACGUGCUCGCUGUGGCCCUCUGACCGGUAUGAAUGAGAACUCCAUUUUGAAUAGUGGAGCUACUACAAGCAGCGAAGACGAAACUGAUAAAAAGCCUACUCCACCACAGAAGAAAGACGAUAUAGUCGAUGGUGGUGACCUCACGAGGCAAAUUGAUUUGGAGGCGGGUGAUGACCUGGCCGAAAUUUUAAUGAUGCGGAUGACACUAUUUCACAAAUUGACUAAGCAGCUGUCCGUUAAAUUCUACUACGCUAAACGCAUGAUGAAGUCCACUGGAUUUUUCAUCAGUCUCUUGAAAACACCUUCUGGAAAAUCCCACCCUACCGAGGUUGACUCUAAGAGUCCACACUUGUCGUCAAGCGUAUCCAAGAUGUCAAGAUUUUUCAGAAACGUGCCAUCACUUGUCAUGUCUGCAGGUGGUGACCAGAUAAAGAGAUGUCCAGUUUACCAAGAUGCAAUAGGGUUUUUGCCCACAACUAGUGCGGCAACAUCUGCUGUACGGAACUCAUAUGAAAGCCCUGGACAACAACUGCCACCUCUUUUUCCAGCAUAUCAACCGAUCACAUAUACGAGCAAUGACUUAAGGCGGACGUCAGAUGUUCGAGAUUCAGAUACGAAAAGAAGAAAGUUUUCUGUGGAAAACAGUCGUGUGAGUUCACCUGCAGCGCCAAUCAUGAAUACUGAGAGCUCCGGACUCUUAUCUCCGUCGCUGGGGAGUCUUGAUACGAAAAGAAGAAAGUUCUCCGUCGGUAACAGUCAUCUGGGAUCACCAGCAACAGCACCUAUAAAGAAUGAGAGCUCCAGACUUUUGUCACCAUCGCUAGGGAGUCUUAAUGCCUCACGCGUUGGAUCACCGGCACCAUUCCCAUUCACUAGCGAGCAGUCGCAUCUGGUACAGAAUCCAGUCAAUGCUAUGAGUACCAGUAAUCAACCAGUAACCAAUAGAGAGCAAGGAUAUUCGGUACCAGCUGCGUCCUCAAUAUAUUUCUCACCCACGGCUUUGUCGGAAAAUUCAUCAUCUGCUGAUUACGCUCCAGAGUUUGAGGACUUUUUGAUGCAGAAUUCUAACUUUAAUGGCUUGUUGAUAAAUCCUUCCUCUAUAGUUGAAGCAGUGGGCUUCGACACACAGAGCAACACAGGAAGUACCGGGAGCCUUGGGGUACCCCUUGACUUCUUGCCCAUUGACACCUCUGAAAUCGAUGGACUUGUUGAUCUGCAGCCAAGCAACGCUGGCUUUUCGAAUUGGGAAUAG